UCGGAUGCCUCCAUUAAAAUUUUAAAUUUAAUAAAAAUUAUUUAAAAUAGGUUUUUAAAAGAAUGUUUACAUCAAAGAAGCUUUCAGCAAGUCACAAGGACCUCAUUCAUGAUGUAUCCUAUGAUUUUUAUGGUCGUAGACUAGCCACUUGCUCCUCAGAUCAAACUGUGCAGGUCUGGGAUCUUGAUAGUGAUGAACAAUGGAAACCAACUGCUCAAUGGAAAAGUCAUUCUGGUUCAGUGUGGCGCGUCACGUGGGCUCAUCCGGAAUUUGGACAAGUAUUAGCAACGUGCUCUUUUGAUCGGACUGUGGCAAUAUGGGAGGAGCAAGUUAAUGAGCGUAAAACUGGUCAGUCCAGUAGCGAGACUCAUUGGGUACUCAAAGCGUCGCUAGUUGAUAGCAGGACCUCAGUCAAUGAUGUCAAGUUUGCCCCCAGACAUCUUGGCCUGAUGCUGGCGACUUGUUCAUCUGAUGGGAAGCUAAGGAUUUAUGAAGCACCUGAUGUCAUGAAUCUAUCGCAAUGGCCGUUAAUGCAUGUUUUAAGUUGUAAGAUCGGUACGAGUUGUCUCUCAUGGAAUCCGUCAAGAGCUCACCCUCCAAUGAUAAUAAUUGGCACUGAUGACCCCAGUCAAGCUGCAACAACACAUAUUCAAAUAUUUGAGUUCAGUGGAGAUCCAAAGAAGUGGAUUAAUAUUCACAGCAUAGUUGGAGUUGUAUUUGAGCCUGUUCACGACAUUGCCUUUGCGCCAAACCUAGGAAGAACUCAUCACAUAUUAGCGAUUGCUUCAAAAGACGUUGAUAUUAUACACCUGGUACCUGAGGGUACUGAUUCCUCUGGUCACACUAAACUAGAGGUAAGGACCCCAGCACAGUUAGAUCAUAAGGGUAGUCAAGUCUGGAGGGUGGAAUGGAAUGUAACUGGUACCAUAUUAGCCACUGCAGCUGAUGAUGGCUGCAUUAGACUACAUAAAGCUAACUAUCAAGGUACAUGGCAAUGCAUAUCCAGUUUUCAUGGAGAUGGCUCUGUCUCUACUCCUGCUCCUAUUCCUCCUCUUGCUGGAACACCCUCUGCCACGAGCAGUGCUACUGCACUAUCAGCCAUGGGAAACAGUCACUUAUGGAGAGAGCUUGGUGAUCUAUAACACGUGAACUCCGUAUUCUUUGUUUUGAAUAAUUUAAUUUUCGUGUUACGUUCUUUGUAAAUUAUAAAAUAAAAUUAAAAA
Amphimedon queenslandica is the source of this 1223-nucleotide messenger RNA. Its product is annotated as nucleoporin seh1-like. Gene Ontology annotation, cellular component: nuclear pore outer ring; Seh1-associated complex. Gene Ontology annotation, biological process: cellular response to amino acid starvation; positive regulation of TORC1 signaling. NCBI's taxonomy places the organism in Eukaryota, Metazoa, Porifera, Demospongiae, Haplosclerida, Niphatidae. Bases 63 to 1142 code for a protein of 359 amino acids. The transcript has 12 exons. The record is from RefSeq and is a predicted model, not a curated record. Gene Ontology annotation, molecular function: protein binding; structural molecule activity.